Messenger RNA from Pollicipes pollicipes, 417 nucleotides. Its product is annotated as cuticle protein CP14.6-like. The coding region runs from base 13 to 417 and encodes 134 amino acids. The transcript is spliced from 4 exons. Lineage: Eukaryota; Metazoa; Arthropoda; Thecostraca; Pollicipedomorpha; Pollicipedidae. Gene Ontology annotation, molecular function: structural constituent of chitin-based larval cuticle. Gene Ontology annotation, cellular component: chitin-based extracellular matrix. The record is from RefSeq and is a predicted model, not a curated record.
CAUCUACUCAGCAUGAAGCUGUUCGUGUUCGCCGCCGUUCUGGCCGUGGCAGCCGCCGCUCCGUCUGAUUCUGCUUACGAAGGGGACAUCAUCGAGAUUCUCAGACAGAACAUCGACCACAACGACGACCACUCUUACCAACAGUCUUUUGAAACUGAGAACGGCAUCUCGGUGUCGGAGUUUGGCCAGACGGAGGAUGACGACAGCUACAGUGUGAGCGGCCAGUUCAGCUACGUGGCCCCCGACGGCGUCACCUACACCGUGGUGUACUCGACAUAUGAAGCUCCCGCUGAGGAGGAGGAGGAGGAGGAUGAGGAAGAUGAGGAGGAGGAUGAGGAAGAUGAGGAGGAGGUCCGUGCUUCCUACGAGCCUCAGUAUGAGCGUGUGAUUGUCGGCUACAGGCCUCGCUACAACUAG